Messenger RNA from Suillus plorans, 2279 nucleotides. RefSeq names its product WD40-repeat-containing domain protein. The transcript has 8 exons. NCBI's taxonomy places the organism in Eukaryota, Fungi, Basidiomycota, Agaricomycetes, Boletales, Suillaceae. The record is from RefSeq and is a predicted model, not a curated record. Bases 314 to 1903 code for a protein of 529 amino acids. Gene Ontology annotation, molecular function: protein binding.
UGUGAUAUUAAUACCCGUACGCAACACUUGGCACAGUACUUUAACAUGCACGUUUCGUGCUGUGAUUAGUUAACAACGUUUCGACUCAAAUGAGUUGCAGACGCUCCUCUCUCUGCAGAGGCUGUGUGCGGCUGACACGACAUAUUAGUACAAAGGCUUUGGCCCUUGCCAUAAGCUAGUCUAUACAAAAUCAUCACCUGACAACUCUCAACGUUCAACGUUCAACGUUCAACCUCGCCUCUGACAACAACGAGUCGGUAUCGUAAAUCCACGCCUCCCAAGUGGCACCUUACAUUUACCUCAGUCCCGCCGAAUGAGCACCGCAGAUGCACUGACAUGUCUGGCGAUUUCGCCCGACGGCCAGAAAAUUGCUAGUGCUACUGCUCGUUCGGGGGCGACUAUUACCGACAUAUCAUCGAAGAAUACGCAUCAGUUAGAAAUGCAUGCAGAUGCAGAUGCACAUACGCACGUCACUGCUGUAGCAUGGUCUCCUGACGGACGAAAAAUUAUAUGCGUAUUGUCAGACCACACGAUACGUUGCUGGAAUAUUACUUCAGCACGCUCUGUAGGACCACCAUUUGGAGCACACAACGACCUGAUCAUCACUGUGGGAUUUCUUCCUGACUCAUCUCACGCAAUAAGCUUGUCAAGGGAUGGAGAGUUGCUCGUAUGGAACACAGGGAACGGGAUAGUCACUCAACAAGUAACAGUGUCAAAUGCUUCUCAAACCAUUUUCGUGGCGGCUCUAUCUGUCGAUAGUAGUCUCCUCGUUACUAGCGAUACAAAGGAAGGCGUUGCCUGGGGGAUACCGCAGUGUGCCCGAAUAGCGGAGAUCGCACUUCCAGAUAUACCAUUGCUUCAAGCCGCUAUUAUUCCGAAUGAUCGUCCCCGAGUGGUGCUUGCAUUUGGCAACAGGUCCUUCUGGAUAUGGGACGCGAAUACAGGAAAGCAUGACAAUGCAUGCUUCGAAGGCCUUGAUAAAGAUGAUAUCCCCCUUGCCAUGGCGGCUUCUCCGGAUGGCAAGCUUUUGGCGCUGGAAAUUGACGGCGACAUCGAUCACCCCACACAUUUCUAUGAUAUGAAGGGCCACGAAUUCACUACUUCCAACAUGAAAUGUACCCAUCCAUUUGCAUUCUCACUGGACGGCAAGUUUUUUGCAGCCUCAAGCGUGCCCUCGGAUUCGAAGGAUGGCUCUUGUAAACCAAUUAUCCGUUCAGUGGAAGAGAUUCUUGGUCCCAGCCCUCUUGAUUUGUCUGCAACGAUUAUUCCGAAAGACAAAGGAAAACAACGUUCGUUAGGACACAACCCAGCGUUCUUCGAUCAACCGCCACCUUCUGGUAAUGCAAAAGGUCGCCAUAUUCGAUUUGGAUCUGGACCCUCGUCGAGCUCGGUUCACCAACAGGCCUCCACCGGUCGGGAACGGCGUAUCUCACCUCUUUCAAAAAUUUGGAAACGGAUUCGUUAUCCUCGGUCUCCCGAGGCAAGGGAAGCUCAACAGGUGUCCUCGAGAUCUGCCAAUCGGGAACGGCGCAUUCCACAUCUUGCCAACAUCUGGACGCGCAUUCGUCACCCUUCAUCCCACAGGGUGGUGUCGACUGUCGAUGUACCAGCCGCACAAGCUAAAAGGAGGAUUGUAGUUUCGCGUCCGCUUCGGACAGCGACGGCUCAGUCUUCUAGUAGUACCAGGGAAAAUGCCCGAUCGCAGAUGAUGUCGACUGAACAAGGCUCGGCACAGUCAUCUAGGCAAGCCGGUCGACUAGAACAUACGCAAGGCCAUAUCGAUGUAGAGGACCGGACGAGCAUUGAUUCAGGGAUGGUCUAUGCGGAGCGUGAUACCCAGAGUGUCAAAGCGCAUGGAUGCUGGAAUAUUUUCUGGAAUUGGUUGUGCUACAAAGCGUUCUGAUAUUGCUCCGUCUCCUGGACCCUGGUUGACUAUGUUCUAUGUAUGACAUGCGCUAUGUUGACAUGGCAAUCGUUGUAAUGGAGCUGGCCUAUGAUCGUGGCGAUUAACGAACUAAGAUAGAAGGCCGAGAACAAUCCCCAUGGUCACUAACCCCAAAGGAUGUUUUUUAUGGGUUCAAAUUCAAUCUUGACGUGGAUUUUUGAUUCCGCUCCUGCUUUUGCCGCUUCCUCUCAGCGAGUGUCAGCAAGCUCAAAUAUUCAUUUCGCCGUGCUCCCAAGCGAGCAGCAUCUCCCACUUGCGUGCAAACGGCAGUAUUCACCCGCCGUCCAAUUUCGAUGCUAAGCUGCCUGGAUCAGUAUUACAUAGUAUUUGCGGG